CAUUAAAAACAAUAGCGGAUAGUGGCGAUUUUUUGUAACAAUGGCAGAUCCAAGAAUUCGUCAAAUAAAAAUUAAGACCGGCGUUGUAAAACGUAUAGCUAAAGAGAAGGUUGUGUACGAAAAGGAGGCUGAACAGCAGAAGAAUAGAAUACAGAAGAUAAAAGACGAAGGACAGGACGAACAUAAUAUUAGGAAGCAGGAGGAAGUUUUGCAGGAGUCGCUUAUGAUGGUCCCUGACUGCCAAAGGCGGCUAGUGAAGGCAUUUAACGAUCUCAAGACAACCUUAGAAACUGAACAGGAUCUCAAAGAGCACGAGGACUACAUAGCCGCUGAACAAGUACUCCGGGACGCUGAGAGUCAGCUCCCUGAAAACGCAGCUUUAUAAUAAAACUCAAUUAUUUCUAAUAACUUUUAAAACUACAACAAUCAUGUCAUAUAAUCCUAAUUUUUAUAAUAAUUUUUGCGGAAAUAAUUCUACAUUCCAAAGUUUGCCACGUUUUGUAAGACCCCCACCAUAUUUUGUGCCACCUCCACCACAGCCACCACCAUUCUUCAUUCCUUCUUCGACCCCAGCAUCUAAAAGAGAAGAAGCUGAUCAAGAGUUUCUGAGAACCUUUGAAAGCAGAGUACCUGUGAGUGAACAAAUACAAGCCAGUAUCAAGCCUAUGUCAAUAUCUGAAGUCCGUGAAGAGAUACGUAGAAUGCUUCUCAUUCUUAAUUACUUGAAAGAUAAAGAGAGAAUGUUAUCGGAAAACAUUAGCACCUUACCUGACAAAGAAUGGAGAUCCCAUAUAAAGGAGAUUGAAGAAAAUAAAACAUCAAUUACUAAAACAAUGUCCCUUAUCAAUGGUCCACACUUAGAUAUGUUACGGAAGCUUCUAGGCAAGAGAUCAGCAAAAAGGUUGCGAUUGAAAAGAGUCCACAUGGAGAAGAAAAAAGAAAAGGAGGAAAGAAUUAAAGAGUUGAAAGAGAGAUCUAGGAAGAUUGAUGAGAAUUUGCAGAAAAUUCAGGAUGAUAUCAACAAAGCUAAGCAGGAAGAAGAAAAUAAGCUCCAAGCGGACAUAGUACUGAAAGAAGUUCUCCGCAAGAAGAGUGAUGCUAAGAAAUGCCUGACCAAGCUGGAUGCUCUGCUCAAACUACGUAAAGCUAGACAGAACACUGCUUUGGGACGAGGGGAGAUAGUGUCUGAUAGUGAGGCUGCUGCUUUCAAUACUCACAUUGACAAACUGAAAUCUCUAUGGUCCAAAAAGCUGUUACUCUACGAGCGUGAGGAAUCAGAUCUUCGUGCUCAGCUCAGUGAAGACUCGACACUAGUAAAUACCCUGAAAGCUGAAGCUGAACAGAACGUAGCCUCAAACUUAGCUAAGUGGCGGGAAACACUGUUUGGAGGGAAAAUGCCCCAAGUUGACUUUGAAGGCAAUGUUGAUAAAUUUGUUGCUGUCAGAUCGCAGUGGGAUACCUACAUAAGCAGAGAAGGCACAAGUCUGCCCGUCGGUUGGGUCCCUCCAUCUGUUAGGGCUGAAGACAAACCUUCAUGAAUUGAUGUACGUCAUAACGAACAGUAUUUGCAACAUCAACGUAAUCUAUAUUUAUUUGCAUUUAAUGUAUGUGGCCUUAAUUGCAAUGCUUUUUCAAUAAAAAAUGCAUUUAUAGUA
Helicoverpa zea (corn earworm) is the source of this 1655-nucleotide messenger RNA. RefSeq names its product tubulin-specific chaperone A-like (gene Tbca). The record is from RefSeq and is a predicted model, not a curated record. The transcript has 5 exons. Gene Ontology annotation, cellular component: cytosol; microtubule cytoskeleton. The coding region runs from base 429 to 1538 and encodes 369 amino acids. Lineage: Eukaryota; Metazoa; Arthropoda; Insecta; Lepidoptera; Noctuidae. Gene Ontology annotation, molecular function: beta-tubulin binding. Gene Ontology annotation, biological process: post-chaperonin tubulin folding pathway; tubulin complex assembly.